Molecule: messenger RNA, 3469 nt
Organism: Hemibagrus wyckioides
Lineage: Eukaryota; Metazoa; Chordata; Actinopteri; Siluriformes; Bagridae
Gene: adra1d
Product: adrenoceptor alpha 1D
Exons: 2
Coding region: 366-1853 (495 amino acids)
Biological process (GO): cell-cell signaling; adenylate cyclase-activating adrenergic receptor signaling pathway; phospholipase C-activating G protein-coupled receptor signaling pathway
Cellular component (GO): membrane
Molecular function (GO): alpha1-adrenergic receptor activity
Source: RefSeq, a predicted model, not a curated record
CACAGGGUUACGGCGCGUCCAGUGUGGAGAAGUGCGCUGAAGGCGAACCACUAAGACCAGUGACAAACCUGACAGUGCGUCUGGCGCAACACAGCCCUCUACCUCAGAUGACUUCAUGCGUGAAUUAGUCUCAGCUUGUGAAUUUGGACCUGGGAGAAGAUUUGGGGAUGUAUUUCAAAUCGCUGAAACGGUUAAAUCGCAGAAAGUGACUACUCGAGUGAACGAGGGUACGAAAUGGAUGGAAGGAGGGAUGGAUGGAUGCGCGAUUCCGUCUCAGUUCUGGAAAAGGAAAGUGUGCUGCGCUUUAAAAUGAGACUCGCUGCCAGUGGAACACGCGUGUAAACUUUUCUUUAUGGAGUUUCAAAAUGACUUCGAAAUCUAAUCUGAACCAGAGUCAUGACGCGCUCAAUUUGUCUUAUUCCGAGAUCUCCAGCAACAUCAGCGGAAACGCUUCGUGCGCCGGCACCGUGCUGGACGCGCAGGUCGUGGCGGUGGGAAUCUUCCUGGCUGUCUUCAUCCUGGCUGCGAUCGUCGGGAACAUUUUGGUCAUCCUGUCCGUUUUAUGCAACAAACACUUGCAGACGGUGACCAAUUUCUUUAUAGUCAAUUUAGCCAUCGCGGAUUUGCUCCUCAGCGUCGUGGUGUUGCCCUUCUCCGCGUCUCUGGAGGUGUUUGGAUGUUGGGUGUUCGGACGCGUGUUUUGCAACAUCUGGGCUGCUGUGGACGUGCUGUGCUGCACCGCGUCUAUCCUCAGCCUGUGCAUCAUCUCCGUAGACCGAUACAUAGGAGUCAAAUACUGCCUCAAAUACCCCGCGAUCAUGACCGAGCGCAAAGCCGGGGUCAUCCUGGUGCUUGUCUGGGUCUCCUCGGUGGUCAUCUCGGUGGGGCCGCUUUUAGGGUGGAAGGAACCUCCGCCGUCGGAUGAGAGCAUCUGCAGCAUCACCGAGGAGCCCGGUUACGCGCUGUUCUCCUCGCUCUUCUCCUUCUACCUCCCGCUCAUGGUCAUCCUCGUCAUGUACUUUCGGGUGUAUGUCGUGGCCCGGAGGACCACCAAGAGCCUGGAAGCAGGAGUGAAGCGAGAAAGGAACAAAUCCAUGGAGGUGGUGCUGCGGAUCCACUGCCGGAGCUCACCCGAGGACGUCGGCGCGAGCUCGAAAAGCAAGAACCAUCCGCUGCGCAGCUCGCUCUCCGUGCGCCUCAUGAAGUUCUCCAGAGAGAAGAAAGCGGCCAAAACUCUGGCCAUCGUGGUCGGGAUGUUCAUUGUGUGCUGGCUGCCGUUUUUCUUCGUCUUGCCUCUUGGAUCCUUCUUCCCUGCUCUGAAACCCUCAGACAUGGUGUUUAAAGUCAUCUUCUGGCUGGGUUACUUCAACAGCUGCAUCAACCCGGUCAUCUACCCCUGCUCCAGUAAAGAAUUCCAGCGCGCCUUCACUCGCCUGCUUCGCUGUCAGUGUCAUCGCCGACGUCGCAGCUUACGCCGCUUCUACGACCAGCGAUGGCGUACGGCCCUCAGAGCCCCGACCAGAGACUCACGGGGUGAUUAUCAGCCCGGCUUCUCCCUCCAUGAUUCUUGCAGCAGCUCAAUUUUUUCAUGUCGGAGCAAAAGCCGCUCCCUGAACCUGAAAAGCUGGAGCUUCUUCCCUCCCCUGCAGAAGUCUUCCUUCCAUCUAAAGGAGAAAAUGAACAACUUGUCGAACAAGAUCAAGAGCGGUGCAGGGAAGAGUUCGAUGCCGUCGUUGGAUAGGACUGAGAUCGAUACGGUGGCCAUGGGGAUCUACAGCGAGUGCAGCGAGCCAGGCGGAUAUCAGAUAUACGAUCUGACAGAAUGUUACGGCUUGAAGGAGACAGAUAUCUAAAACAGAUUCAUUCUCGUCUGCUGACGAGUUGCUCACAGACAGAAACGAAACGGGCAGCUUGACAAAAGCACACUCUUCUAAGAAAACACAACUCAAGAUCAAGACAAGGAAACGUAUUUGUUUUUAAAUCUUCGGGAGAAGAGAACAGCCGUUUAUUUUCGCAGGCGUAAUUUAAGCGUUUGACUUUCAGAAGGUGCAAAUGUUUGUGAUGUUCCAUGUAAAGUAAAACUACUGCUUUACUCCAGACAACAAAGUGCCAUCAGGUGGCAGAGAAACAGAAACAGUGCACUCUGUAAAUCCAUGUGGCCUUUCAAUACAAUCCUUUAAAGUCACCCAAAACUUUAGCUAUAUCCAAUGAUAAAGUAAUCCGUUAAUGCUAUCCUGCUAACUUUCUUGUUUUUCCCCCACACCAAAAAAAACAGGGGUGCCAAUACUUUCACCCUCUUCUAAAAUAUCAAGAAAUUAAUAUUAAAUUCAGGGAAUCCUGAUCAAAAACCUGAGCUUAUAGAAAUAUUUAAAAUAGUCUCUCAUGCAGUUAUAGGAAAUUAAUCAAUUAUAAGUGACAUGAGACGAUUCCAGCAGUUACAGUUUUUGUUCAUUUUAAUUGAACUCUUUAAUUUAAUUUUUCUCUCUCCUGAAGUCAAAAAUAACCUGAAUGUUAUUGAAAAACUGCAAAAAAUUCAGUCAAAUGCUUUAAAGUUGCAGUUUUACCUCGGACUGUUAUGAAGCACUGGAGACUCCUUCCGCAAGGAGAAAUUUGCAUACAUUUGCAUCAUUUCUUCAACAGCCGCAAAACCCAGUGGAAUUGUUUCCCUCCUGAGAAAUUCUUUCUUUUGUUUUUUGUUUUUGAAGAAGUUCUGAAUUAGGGUUCCUCCUUUUAUAAAACUUAAGCAGUGAUACUCAGAGAAGCAUCUUUCAUGCUGCAGGGAUCUCAGGUGAAGCCGCUAAUUGCUAGCUUAUCUGGUAUCAAUUUGAAUAAACUAGCUAGCAAAGUAAAUAUUGAUGCAGAGUGUUAAUUCGGACGAUGUAGGGAUGAAAACGGGUUUAUUCCGUGUUGCUAGGUAAACGCACAUAUACAAAGCUCAUGCAUGAGAAUGGGCUUGAACCACUAGAACUAUAUCUAUUAGCAACCAGAAUAAAAAGUCAAAGAUUUUCAGCUCCACAGAAAGCACUGCUGUGUAAAUUUGAAACCCUUCAAAAGUUUGGGGUGACUUUAAAAGACGGUCACGAUCUGAACACCACUAAUGAGCUCGUCCUUCACGCCGGAGUUCGGAGCUAUCCUCUGAAACCCUGAAGACCUAAACACAGGGAGCUACCUACAACUGUGAGACAUCCGAGGAACCGGGAAACCCGUGGUACCGCUCGAUAUUUAUGUACUGACAUGCCAAGACGUACUGUGUUGCGUUUACAUAUGUAGAGUGCUUAAGGUUUAACCGAAACAGAUUAUUAUUUAAAAUGGAACACUAAAAAGGCACGAGGUCUACACACGGAUUUUGGACUUUUUCAUGUCGAUCUGGUUUGAAACGGAAGGAACCGAGCGACUAAAGACUGCUCUGAAUUCAUUUGUAUUUGCAAAUGUGAUGGUCAUCCGUGUCUGAUGUAACACUACAAAUAAA